AUGGCUGGGCCUCCUAGCCAGCCGCUCCCUGAAGGGUCUGCCAACAAGGCAGCUGCGGAGGAAAAAGAGAAGACGGGAAUGUCCGAGUGGUCUAUUCAGCAAGCCAUGAUGGACGACCUUGGCCUCGCGCGUUUGGAAGAGCUUCCCUUGGAAGAUGAUAAACAUGAUCGUGACCAUCGCCGCCACCACCCUGGAGGCGGCUUUGAGUUGCGUGACCGUAGACCCCGGGAUCGCGUUACACUAGAUCCAAGAUGGUCCAAUGCUAUAUCGUCUGGUACUUUCAAGGACGAGGAUGCUGCUGCUGUCGAAGGUCUCAGUGACCUGGGUGGUGGAAGACUGUACGACACCGCUCAGUCUCAGAAGCAACUCCUUAACAGGAAAGAAGCGGCCAAGAACCAAACCAAAUCGCUCCUGAGUCGCAGCAAUGAGAAGUUCACUCGCCAGCCUGCUAAUCAAGGCCAGCUGCCGAAUGAUACGAUUCAAUCCAAUAAGAGAAAGCGGGUGAGCGACCAGUAUAAUGGACCACGGGCCAGGCCCAACUUCCUUUCGGAGAUCAACAAGGCUAUGUCCCGGCCUGCGGUCUUGACUCCUCUGAGCAGACCCAAUCAGCGCACUGCCAAAUUCAACAACACACAGGUGGCAGCAAGCUCGAGGCCUGCCUUGGUGUCUGCGUCGGCCCCGGCCAUUCCGCCACCGGCCCCGGCCAUUCCCCUGCCGGGCCCCGUCAUUCCUGUUGGCGAGAACGCCUCACCAUCUGGUCUUGCUUUUGAGCUCGAAAACGUCAUAUUCAAGGCCACUAUUACGUUCCUGAGCAGAGAUAUCAACCCGGCAAUACCCGCGAUGGUUUUUCUUUCCGCCGCUCCUGCCCCAAUGUUGGGAUGGUUUAGAAUCGUGGCAUACAGUCAAGUGUAUCGCCAAUGGCCAAUCUCGGCUUGGCAGGACUAUACCUCGGGAGACACGUUGCAGCUCGGUGUCUUCUUCAUGGAUAGCACGAGCGUCUCCCAGGGUUAUGAGCUAUUCUUCAAAGAGAAGGAACAGAUGGUAGAGUUCUUGAACUCCGUGCAUUCUCUUCGGGAGUCUGAGAAGAAAGGCAUCGCGACUCUGAAAAGCCCAGGAGCUGCGGCACCGGUUGCUCAUCCGGGCCCGGUAGCGGCGCAAUCGCCUAAGCCUACGGAACACCUCAUGCUACUCGCUGCUCCUGAGGUCCAGCAGCCCAACAUCGCAGCAGGCUAUCCCAAUGUUCCUGCUGUUAACGAAGCCGCUGCCGCUGUCGCCGCUAGCACGAUGACCAAGCCCCCAAGCCCGCUUAUUAGUGCCGUCAAAAUAGAUCAUGCUUCCGAUGAGGAACAUGGCAAGACUCCGAUCGGUACCCUCAUAGACCUGGAAGCAGACGGGGCUGUCUCUGCCCCCAGUCAGGCGCCGUCGGAAGCCAUGGAAAUUCUAUCCACGCUUGAUCUGUAUGAUGACAGUAACGACGUGAGCAGCAGCACUUCAGAAGCUCAGCUAUUCCAAGAGCAGAUUGUCACCACUGCGCGCAAGAUUCUGGGCGUAUUCUUGCUUUCCAGCGUCGGCGGAGAGACCAUGGACGAGCUCUCCCAGACGGUAGAGGGGAUCAAAGCAGGGAUAAUGGAGUUCGUGGCUCAGUCCGCCAAGGAUCGUGAACUGAGUGUCCAGAAACAGCAGGCUCUGGAGAAAAUGGUCAACGACGUGUUCGAUUCGCUCGAGGUACAACGAUUGCCCGAAACCGAUUGCACAAACAACAAACAAGCACGCAUCCAAUACACCGUUGACGAGCUGCUUGCCUUGCAGCCAUCAGCCACAACCCCCCCGGCCCAUUUAACUAGCAUCCAGCUGCCAUUGAACAAUCCCUCAAAGAGUGACGCCUGCCCAGAUUCCGGACUCAAAACGUCCAGAUGGGCGUCCGCAGGAACAGAUUUCAAACAUGAGAGUUGUUUCACCGGGCCCGCGUACGAGAAGAAGUGGCCCAAACGGAGCGAGCUGUCCGAACUUGCGCGGCUCGAUCCCCAGAAACAAGUGACAGCUGGCACCGAGGACCUGAUCGAUUACUACUUUCCUCACCCAGAGGUUGGCAUCGAUCGGGGUGCGAAGUUGGCGGAUAACCCUGCUGUCGCCUCGGACAAAGGUCACGGCGCCGGUCAAUCUAUGCCAGAGCUGGAGGAUGUUGAAGCCUUGAGACAGAAGAUCUCCCGCCUGUCACUCGAACCAGACUCGUCUCAGGCGUCCAUUGAGGCGGUCACGAAAUCUUUACCGUCGAGCUCGGCAAAUCCGCAGGCCACGCCUGUCGUCCAGCCUGCCAUCCAGCCUGCGGUUCGUGGACUUGGUGCAUCGCGCCACAGCGCUGCACUCGUGCCGGCCAGCUCUGGGCAGUUCAAGUUCCACAUCCCCAAGUAA
Messenger RNA from Canariomyces notabilis, 2412 nucleotides. RefSeq lists its product as uncharacterized. The transcript is spliced from 4 exons. The record is from RefSeq and is a predicted model, not a curated record. Lineage: Eukaryota; Fungi; Ascomycota; Sordariomycetes; Sordariales; Chaetomiaceae. The coding region runs from base 1 to 2412 and encodes 803 amino acids.